UCUCUCUCUCUCAAGUCAAUCAAUAAAUACUUUUUAAAAAAUUGAUAUAGAAGUGUACUAUGGGCAUUAAUCAUAAGAGGCUCUUGCUGUGCCCUCCCUACACACAAGUUUCUCCUAUCUCUGCUGACCUCUGGUGGUUAUAAUUUGAACUGUACCUUCCCUUUCUAUCAAUAGAGGCCUGCUGGUAGGUAAUGGUGUAUUUUUUUUUCUCAACAAUCCAAAUUCAAAUAUUCAAGUGCUGUACUAAAUGGAAAUAUUUUUAUUGCUGUGUUUUGUAUUUUUUUUCAGGCAUUGUGGCAUAAUGCAAAGAAUAGGACCUGGGAUUUUUUUAAAAUUUCUUUUGGGCCUGGGCUUUGGGGUCAGACUUACCUAGGUUCAAAUCAUCUUGGACAAGUUAGCUGAAUUCAGCUUUCUUACCUAUAAAGUGAAGAUAAUAAUAAUUUAAAAAAUAACAAGUAGUUUAAUAGGAGCAUUAGAUGAGGUGAUUAUAAAUGCAUAACCCUACCUGUGUCCUAGCACAUGGGUGCUCAAUAGAAGUUUGUCUCAUUCUCAUUAAUAGUGAUGUGUUCAGUGUGUGACUCAAAGUGAUUUUUAAAAUUCUGGAAACGUAAAGUUUACCAUGAUACCAUUUUCCAUGUGAUUUUUUUUUUUUAAUCCGAGAAAUUUUAUAUAACUUAUUUCUGGUUCUUGAAUUUGGAAAUUAGGUAACUCUAGUAUGGGCUGUGAAGUCUCUCUCUGCCCAGGGAGCUGUGGACCCGAGACCUAAGAAGGGCUUAGAUAAGGGUGAGAAGGGAUCUUGGGCACAGCUGAAUGGCUUUGUGCACUUGACCUCACUUGGGUUUCCUAGCUAACAGGGUCCAGUCAUGUUCCCCCUGGGUCCGCCAAGGGCAGAGGUUUGAAGUUAAGCAUCACUGGGUUCUCAGCUGGGCCUCCAAGGCCCCCUCCUCCCACUUGCAGAGAAAAGAGGAGGUGGCUGAAUAGAGGAGGAUAUGAGAUUGGUUCUCUGCUCCUCCCUCUCCUUGCUUUCCCCCACACCCACCCUCUCCCCCACAGCAGCCAUCUCCCCCACAGAGACUGGAAAGAGGGAGGAGGGCGGAGUAGGGGACUGAGGGAUCAGAAGCCCCAGUGCCCUGUAUCUGAAGGAAGCGCUGGCCAGGGGCAGGUCCGCUGCCUCCUUCUAAAUGAUGCUGGGUACUCUGGGGCUUGGGGCACUGCUUCCCGAAGCUGCACAAGGUACGUGGCUACGGGGAGGGGCAGGGUCUUUCCAUUCACCCAUUGGAAGCAGCAGCCACCUCUUUGGAAGAGUGGUGAGUGAGGGUGACGGGGAGAGCCACGUGUCCCCAGCGGGGGUCAGGUUCCAGGCCUCUGCGGACACUGUUUCCUCCUUUGGCUUUACCAUGCUGGCCCUGGGAUAUGAAACAUGUUUUGUCUCUCCUUUUGGCUGCUGUUUUUGCCUCUGCAUUCACUCUCUCGCACCUCCCCUCCCCACCCUGGGCCACAGCACCCCCAAGCAGGCGGACCUGUGUGUUCUUUGAGGCCCCCGGAGUGCGGGGAAGCACAAAGACACUGGGGAAGCUGCUAGAUGCAGGACCAGGGCCUCCCAGGGUUAUCCGCUGCCUCUACAGCCACUGCUGCUUUGGGAUCUGGAACCUGACCCAAGACCAGGCACAGGUGGAGAUGCAAGGGUGCCGAGACAGUGAUGAGCCAGGCUGUGAGUCUCCCCGAUGUGACCCAAGCCCCCGAGCUCAGCCCAGUCCCAGCUCCACUCUCUUCACCUGCUCCUGUGGCACUGACUUCUGCAAUGCCAAUUACAGCCACCUGCCUCCGCUGGGGAGCCCCGGGCCUCCUGGUGCCCAGGGUCCCCAGGCCAUCCCAGGAGAGUCCAUCUGGAUGGCGCUGGUCCUGCUGGGGCUGUUUCUCCUCCUGCUGCUGCUGGGCAGCAUCAUCUUGGCCCUGCUACAGAGAAAGGCCUGCAGAGUGAGAGGUGGGCCAGCGCCAGCGCCAGCGCCAGACGCAGGCAGGGACUGGAGUGCGGAGCUGCCUGAGCUGCCUGAGCUGAGCUUCUCCCAGGUAAUCCGGGAAGGAGGUCACGCAGUAGUGUGGGCUGGGCAGCUGCAAGGCGAGCUGGUAGCCAUCAAGGCCUUCCCCCCGAGGGCUAUGGCCCAGUUCCGAGCUGAGAGAGCAUUGUAUGAGCUGCCAGGCCUACAGCACGACCACAUUGUCCGCUUUAUCACUGCCAGCAGGGGGGGCCCUGGGCCCCUGCACGGUGGGCCCCUGCUGGUAUUGGAACUGCACCCCAAGGGUUCCCUGUGCCACUACUUGACCCAGCACACCAGUGACUGGGGACGUUCCCUGCGGAUGGCACUGUCCCUGGCGCAGGGCUUGGCAUUUCUCCACGAGGAGCGCUGGCAGGAUGGCCAAUAUAAGCCAGGUAUUGCCCACCGAGAUCUGAGCAGCCAGAAUGUGCUCAUUAGGGAGGACGGGUCAUGUGCCAUCGGAGACCUGGGCCUCGCCUUGGUGCUACCGGGCCUCACCCAACCCCCCACCUGGGCCCCCACUCGACCCCAAGGCCCAGCGGCCAUCAUGGAGGCUGGUACCCAGAGGUACAUGGCCCCGGAGCUCCUGGACAAGACUCUGGACCUCCAGGACUGGGGUACGGCCCUCCGGCGAGCCGAUGCCUAUUCUCUGGCUCUGCUCCUGUGGGAGAUCCUGAGCCGCUGCCAGGACCUGUGGCCUGACAGCAGACCACCGCCCUUCCAACUGGCCUAUGAGGCGGAACUGGGCAGCGCCCCCACCGCCUGUGAGCUGUGGACCUUGGCAGUGGCGGAGAGAAGGCGCCCUUACAUCCCACCCACUUGGUGCUGCUUUGCCACAGACCCCGGUGCCCUCCGGGAGCUCCUGGAGGACUGCUGGGACGCGGACCCGGAAGCCCGGCUGACAGCGGAGUGUGUGCAGCAGCGCCUGGCUGCCCUGGCCCGCCCUCCGGAGGCCCGCCUCUUCCCAGGGGGCUGUUCACACAGCUGCCCACCUCUCUGUGCAGGAGACUGUCUCCCGACGCCUCCCACCACCGUUCCCCCCUGUAGGCCUCGGCUGAGAGUCUGUCACUUCGGCGUUCGGCAAGGCCCUUGUUUCAGGAUUCCCAACCUACCUACCGGUACCAUUUCUCACGUGUAAAUACGCAGUUUAUGUGUAGUCUAUGUAUGUGCAAAGGAGACAUGGUGAUCGUAUGCUGUUUGCUCUGCCUCACGGCUGCCUUUCCCGCUUGCCAAAUGCUUUGACCCUUCCGUGGGCAUCCAGCCCACUAUAAUUCUGACCAGUGAUGGAGGGUAGGUGUGCACAGGAAAGAGAUAAAGUCAGCUUUCCUGACUCCACACCCUGAGAGCAUGCUCCCUUCUUGUGAUCCUGGGCUCCUCCCGGCUCUCUCCUUUUCUUCCUCCUCAACAAGCCUUCAUUUGGUGGGAUACCGUGAAGGGCACUGGGGAAAGAGGGAUGAAUACCAUGAAAUUGCUGCUCUGAAGGUGCUCAGAGACCCAUAACUCAUGUUUUGGGGUCCUGUACAGUGUCCUGGGCGGGGGUGCUCUCUGCUGAGGCUUGAGUAGGAAGGCCUCACAGCACAGGAUGCUUGAGCUGGGUCUUGGAUGAGCAGGAUUUUCCAGGAGUGUUGGGGGCAGUAUGACAUUCCUGCCCAGUGAGAUGUAUCAUGAAAUUGUAGGUAACCUGAGUAGCA
Molecule: messenger RNA, 3727 nt
Organism: Pipistrellus kuhlii (Kuhl's pipistrelle)
Lineage: Eukaryota; Metazoa; Chordata; Mammalia; Chiroptera; Vespertilionidae
Gene: AMHR2
Product: anti-Mullerian hormone receptor type 2
Biological process (GO): protein phosphorylation; cellular response to growth factor stimulus; BMP signaling pathway
Cellular component (GO): signaling receptor complex; plasma membrane
Molecular function (GO): ATP binding; transforming growth factor beta receptor activity
Source: RefSeq, a predicted model, not a curated record